AUGGAGAAGGACUUCCAAGACAUCCAGCAGCUGGACCCCGAGGAAAAUGACCACCAGCUGGGUAGGGGUGAGGGGCCAGGCACUCAUGGACACAGUCCCAGGAGAGCAGAUGCAUUUUGGAAAGCGCCCCCUCCCCAGCCCCCUCUGCUGCGGACUCUCUGCUCCAGCCUCUGGCUCAGCCUGCUGGUCCUGGGCUUCAACGUCCUGCUGCUGGUGGCCAUCUGCGUGAUCGGGUCCCAGAGUGAGGAUCGCAGGGGAGCACAGAUGCAAAGGGAGUUUUGGACCCUAAAAGACGCUUUCAGCAACUUCUCCGCCAGCACCCUCACCGAGAUCCAGUCGCUCAGCUUCCACGGAGGCAGCACAAGUGACAAAGUGAUGUCUCUGGAAGCCAAGCUGGAGAAGCAGCAGCUGGAGCUGAGAGCAGAUCACGCCACCUUGCUCUUUCACCUGAAGCACUUCCCAGCCGACGUGCGCGUCCUGUCCUGUCAGAUGGCCUUCCUGCGAAGCAACGGCACGGAAUGCUGCCCCAUCGGCUGGCUGGAGCACGACGGCAGCUGCUACUGGUUUUCUCGCUCUGGAUCCACCUGGCCGCGGGCUGAGCAGUCCUGCCGGCUGCAGAACGCCCACCUGGUCGUCAUCAACUCCAGAGAGGAGCAGAAAUUCAUUGCACAGCACUCGAGCCCCUUUCACACCUGGAUAGGUCUCACUGAGCGCGAUGGCUCCUGGAAGUGGUUGGACGGCACAGACUAUGGGAACAGCUACAAGAACUGGGCCUUCGGUGAACCAAAUAACUGGCAGGGGCAUGAGGAGGGCGGAAGUGAAGACUGUGCUGAAGUCCGGGAGGACGGGCGCUGGAACGACGAUUUCUGCCUGCAGGUGCAGCGCUGGGCGUGUGAGAUGACACGCAACAUCACCGGCUAGGAGCCCUGACCCCAGCAGAUCUCCACCUGCACCCCACCCCCACCCUGCUCCCAGCUUCUCUCCUGGGGAUUUGGA
Eptesicus fuscus (big brown bat) is the source of this 996-nucleotide messenger RNA. RefSeq names its product asialoglycoprotein receptor 2-like. Gene Ontology annotation, molecular function: signaling receptor activity. The record is from RefSeq and is a predicted model, not a curated record. The coding region runs from base 1 to 921 and encodes 306 amino acids. NCBI's taxonomy places the organism in Eukaryota, Metazoa, Chordata, Mammalia, Chiroptera, Vespertilionidae. The transcript has 8 exons.